This is a messenger RNA of Gryllus bimaculatus (two-spotted cricket), 4309 nucleotides long. Lineage: Eukaryota; Metazoa; Arthropoda; Insecta; Orthoptera; Gryllidae. The record is from the annotation of a GenBank genome assembly.
CACCCGGGUGACACCAGAGGUGACACUAGCGCCGUAGUGCUUCCAGCUGAGCCAGCUUGUCCCCGGGUUUGAUGGAGCUGUCAAUGUCAAACGAAGAUGCUCAGAUUUGUUGUUAUAACAUGAUGUGUACGAAAGCAUUUUAGGAUAAGGAUGUUACAUGUGCAUACAAUCCCAUAUGCGUUCAAGUUAAACAUUAUUUGUAUAUGUGGGAUUAAGGAAGAAAUCUGUAGGUAUAAAGAUUGUUAUUUGAUUGACUUACUCGAAGACUAAAAGAAUGUUAAUUUUACGGGUUUAAUAAAGAACACCUAAAGUAUUUACACCUUUAUUAUGUUGACACCUUGCAAAUCAGUGGAAAAUCGGCAAGAUGAUUUGUCAGCUGACGAGGACAUGUUGGAAAAUACCGAGCCUAACCUAAUUAGUUUCAGUUUGUCCACCUCCAGUUCCAAUUACACAGUCAGUGCGACAAAUUCCAGUCAACGUGAUGUGGAGGUAGAAUGCGUUUCAGGACACCAGUUGUCAUCUUUUGAACACUUCAGAACUUCGGGCGAAAUAAAAUUGCCGAUAACCGUUAUACCCUUAACGUCCCCAAUUGCAGAUCCACCAGAAACUAUCGUAAGUUCCUGUAGUGACAGUAGUGCAAACGCAAACUUAUUUACUGAGGGAACCUUUACAAAAUGUUCAAAAACUGAUAUUUUCUUAGAGAGUACUUCUGUUAAGAACAACAGCGUGAUUGUUCACAGUGGUGUAAGAUCAUCUUCAAUGUGCAGUUUGUAUGAGAAUUCUCUUCGUAAUGACAUGCCUCGAUUUGCAAGUCACCCUCAACUUAAUGCUCAUCUAGACUCAAAACGAUCAAUAUUAACACGCUCUUUAAGUUCUAUUACUUUGAAGCAGCGAAGUCAUGCUUAUGAUCAUGUUGAAAGCAAAGUAAAACAUUACAUCAAACAGUUAAAAAGGGAAAGAGUUGAAGCAAAUGAACAUCAAGAGGAGUCUGAAGUAAAUGUUCCACCUCCCAAAGAAGAUUCAGUUGUCAUCCAAUUGCAACAGGAAGUAGAGAAAUUGCAAAGCUACCUAGAAGAAAGAGACUUAUUGCUACAGGAAGUUCAAGCAAACUAUCAUUCACUUUUACUUCAAUACGGAGAAGCCAAGAAUAAACUGGAUCAACUACGAUUUACUUCUGCCACCCCUGAACAGGCAGCCAAGUCUGUUCAGACACAAUCUCAGUUAAAACCAUACCCAGAAACUUCUUUGGUUGAUCCUUACAAAACUGAUCAACUUAUUGUACUUGACAAAGUUGUUCAUGAAUCUGAUAAUCAGAUUAGUAGCCCAAAUAAAUGUACUUUGAGUAUAAUUAAAGAUGAAAAGGGGCAAAAGGAAAACAAUAAAAUUGGUCAAAAUACUGAAGUUACAGAUACAGAUAAUUUUAAAUUGGAUGUUGAAGCAAAAAGGAGCAAUGGUUUAUCAGAGGAAAAUAACACUUCAUAUUCUCCUGAUAUGGCUGCACUGAAGGUUUCCUCUUGGUUCUCUUCUCUGCCCUGGCAACUGCUACCUGUGCCCAGCUGCUACGGGAGCCUGGGAAGCAGUGGAAGCAUUUCUAAUCAGCUACUGGACUGUGCUCCAACCGUCUGCAUUGACAAAAAUGAAGAUGAGAAAGUGGGAGGAUCAUCUGAGCAGUUGUGGAUGAAAAAUUGCAACACGAGAGAUCAGCCUCUUGAGGAUCAUAAUGUGGUUGUAGCUGAGGGAGAGAAUUUGUGUUUCCCUCCGAUGGAGAAGUGCUAUUGUUGGACUUUAAAUAACAUCCAAGAUUGCCCUAUUUUGGAAGGAAAAUCCUCUGUGGAAUCAGUUAAAGAUGAAAUGAAUAAUGAUCCUAUGGAGGUCUUGUGUGUGCCCCCUCUUGAUUUGGAACGCUUGAAUAAUACCGCACUACCACAGGGCAGUAGUGUUUCAAAAAAUUUGUAUCUAAGUGAAGAUUCCUUGUCUUCUAUUUGUUCCCAGCAAUGUUCUUUUGAUGAGAAGUGCUCCUUUAAGCCAACAAGAGUUGCAAACCAGAUGUAUUUGGAGACACCCACUUCCUACAAAAGCAUUGCCAUCAAUCCUGGAAGAGCUGUAGAAGCAAAAGCCGAUGACAGGAGCAGUGUUGUUUCUCUAUGCAGAGAGCAACAAAGCUUUAGGAAAAAUGACCAUUAUUUAAAGUCAAGUAGCAUUAAAAGUAACCAAAAGGAAGGUAACUGGGAAAAAGUGAAUGAUCAACGACCUUGUUGUCUCAAGAAGAUUAUGCAGAGAUGCUGUGUUGAUGACAUUCACAUUUGCUAUCACUGGAAAAAAACACCAAAUCAUCAGUUGUUGAGGUGUGAACAGUGUGUGUUAAGGGAUUCUCUAAUACCUUCAGACUCACAGAUUCUUGGCAAUUUGGAGCAGUGUCUUGGCAAUAUGUCUGUCUGUGCUGAAGGUUUAAGGAAGAGGUCAGAAGCCAUAGAAAGCUUCCUCACUAAUCUCUUGGACAGUCAUUUGUAGUAUCUUUUAACCCACAUGAGAUGAUAAAAUAUGGGAAUACCAUCUUAGACAAAGAGAGCUAGACAAUGAUCAUAAUUAUAAUCUGUAAUUUGGGUUUGUUGCUAGGCUUAUUUUUAUUUUGAUGAUGUAAAAUUAAAUGCAUAUACCUUAUAUAUUUCAAAAAGAAUAUUUGUUUUGAGUGCAAAUUAUAUUAACUUUACUUUUAUUUUUAAAAUAUAGUUAAUGUUAUUUUGUUUUUCCCCACAUUUGAAAUGUGACUAUGAAAGUCUAAUUGUGUUUAUUCUAGAGAAUAAGCAUUUUUUACGUCAAAAUGUUCUAAGAUCAAUUAAGGUUAAUUCUUUUGUUUGUUUGAAGAAGUUCUACAAAAGAUAAAAGAACUAGAUUUUAUUAUUGUAGAGUAUUACAGUACAUGCAUUAUUUAAAGAUGAGAGUUAAUAUGAAGGUGGUAUGUUGUCAUUUCUUAGAGCAAAAAUUCCAAGGAGGUAGUUAUUGAAUAGUUGUAUGUGUCCAUUUCUAAAUGAGUUCAAGGCCAGACUCCCGCUAAACAAAUAUUAUUAUAUGAUUCUAAUCAUAUAAUAAUAUUACAUAAUAUAUUAUUAUGUUGUGUUUCUUAUUUUUUUUAUUUGAAGAUGUUCAAGAACAAGCGAUAAUCUCUCUCUGUAGAUGGAAUUUUGAAAUUUUAAUAAAUAUUCGUUAAUUUUCUCUCACAAUCUUCUUAAAUCAAUUUGUUCUAUGUAAAAUUAACUUUUAAAAUUUAGUCCAAUCUUAUAGGGCACUUUUAAGCACGUUGGUAAUAUUCAUUAUUACUUGAGUAUACCCUGUGCCAUGAACAUAUGCUCAUUUCUGUGAUUUAUGCAGUACAUUAUGGGGAAAAUUUUAAAAAAUUUAGAGGUUUUAAGAAAAAUGAGAUGUAAACUGUAUUUACAAGCUUACUUAGCUCUAUUCAAAACUUCAUCAACAAUUUUUUUAAAAACAUUUGCGGCCAUUUUCAAGAAAUUUUGAUUUGUCCUAUCAUUUGGGUGUUAUUUAAAGUACUCUGAAAAAUCAAAAAUCCAUUUCAAACGUGCAAGGCUUUGAGUUCAGCAAUUUGAAGGGAUUAGAAAUAAUUUUUACAGAGUCAAGGAACCCCCAAAAUGCAUCUUUUCUCAGAAUUUCAUUAUCAAGCUCGUUUUAUAACAUCACAUAACUUUUUCUAUACUCUGUGUAGUAUAAGGGAGAAUAAAAAGUACUUUUAAAUGCUAGUGGUGCAAACAUUUUAUUACUUGUUACUGAGAAAUUUUCGCCUACAACAGUUCAGAAAAUAUUAAGGUUUUGCCUUUUUGUUGAAUUAACAUAAAUUCAUCCAACAAAUAUAUUUAAUUUUUGAAAAUAUUGAUUUAAUGCCAGAAAAUUGCAGCUGUAUAGGUGAUACAUCUCAUUUGACUGAAGGUCUAGAUUGACCCAAUUAUGAGAUUAUUUUAAUUAAGGUGCCUUGUCACAAACUUGUGUUUCUGAAUCUGUCCCCAGGUGGUUCAAGAUUGCUUCUUGACUGCUAAUAAUUCAAAUAAGCAUUCCAUCCAUGUUUUGCUGAAAUGUCAAUAUUUUGGUAAAGUGAAAUAUUUCUACAAUAAUUGUUAUAACUGCUCAUUUUUGGAAAGUAAUUUGUAUCUAGUCUGCAGAUCACUAGUCAAUCAUUCAUAGUUGUUGGUUUUUUUUAACACUGUGAUAAUGUUGUAUUUACACUGCUGAAUAUUGUAAAAGAGGGCUUUUAUGAAAUAAAAUAUUUAUACCAAAUUUGUAGUUCGUUUUUUGAUGCAAA